This is a messenger RNA of Sungouiella intermedia, 1284 nucleotides long. Lineage: Eukaryota; Fungi; Ascomycota; Pichiomycetes; Serinales; Metschnikowiaceae. The record is from the annotation of a GenBank genome assembly.
AUGGCAGCCCAAGAAGCACCGACAGCUGACAUAAAUCGCCGUCACUCCUCCGAGUCGCCCUUUGACGAUAAUGCAGUGAUCGAAUCGCAUUACGAGUCGGACAGCGAUGAUUUGCUGGACGAGGAGCCUGUUAAGAAAGAAAAAAACAGAAGACCUCCAGAAAACAACUUCUCACAGCAAAGAUUAAAGGCUGUUAAUCCUGUGUUCACUGCAGCAACUGUGAUCCCCAUGCUUAUUCUUUUUGGCAUAAUAUUUGUACCUAUCGGAGGAGCCAUGUGGUUGGCAGCUCACCGUAUCGAGGACUUGAUGAUUGACUAUUCCCAUUGUGAAACUUCUGCCUCGCUAGACCACUGGUCACCUAUUCCAGACAAAUUUGUCAAUUACAGAUUCAAGAAUCUGCCUGUGGUGAAAACUGCGCAGUGGAAGUUAGAGACUGAUAACAGCCAGCCAUUCGAGGAUGAGAGACAGGUGUGCAAGAUCCAGUUCCAUGUUCCUCACAAAAUCAAGGGCCCGCUUUAUUUCUUCUACCGGUUGGAGAAUUUCCAUCAGAAUCACAGAAGAUACGCCAAAUCUUUGUCUGAGGAGCAAAUCAAAGGAGAUGCCGCAUCGGUGAGUACGAUUAAGGACACAGUGGGUCUCAAUUGCGAGCCUCUAUCUGUUAAUUCUCAGGGUAAGAGAAUUUACCCAUGUGGACUUAUUGCCAAUUCUCUUUUUAAUGACACGUAUGGGACUACGUUGCUGGCCGUGAAUGGGUCGUCGUCAUCUUACACCAUGACUAAGAAGGGAAUUGCGUGGUCGGGCAACAAGAACAGAUACAAGAAGACCAAGUACAACUACACAGAGAUUGUGCCACCUCCAAAUUGGUAUAAAAUGUAUCCAAACGGAUACAACUCGACAAAUGUUCCAGACAUAUCUCAGUGGGAAGAAUUCCAGAACUGGAUGUUCACAUCUGCAUUCCCAGAUUUCAACAAACUCGCAAUGAGAAACGACAAGGAUGCCAUUGAGGAAGGUAUUUACGAGGUGACCAUUGGGUUGCAUUUUCCUGUUUUGCCAUACAAAGGUAAGAAACACAUUUUCAUUUCGCAGAGAUCUGCUAUUGGGGGCAAGAAUUACUUCAUGGGAUGGUCAUGGAUUGCUGGCGGAGGAGUUUGUUUGCUUAUGGGUGUUGUGUUGUUGGCGGUGAACUUGAUCAAGCCCAGGAAGGCAGGCGACAGUAACUUGCUCAGUUGGAACCGAGAAAAGUUUGCCGAGGAUGAGAAGGAAGAAGGUGUUGUGGGGCAGUAG